GUCCACCGAGAGUUGUUGGAGGGCAACGCCGAGAAACGAGAGAUCAAGAUGGAAUUUUAUAAGCUCGAUGUCUACGGUUCACCUUCCUCGCGUAAAGGUUCGUUUUAUACGCCACGUAGUGAUACUAUGAUUGGUUCACUCGUCAUCGUUUUCCCCACUCCGCACGAUGGGGGCGAAGUCGUCCUUCGCAAAAACGAUCACGAGUGGGUGGGGGAUUUCAAUUGUCAAAUAAAAAUAAAAAGAUUAUUAGCAUCGAUGUCCGAAUCCUCUCAGCAGCCAUGCGUUGGCUACGUUUCGUUUUUCUCUGGUGUUGAGCACGAAGUUCAUGUAGUCACAUCUGGCCAUCGUGUCACCCUGACCUACAAUUCGUACUUCAGUCAGGGAGACCGAUGCACCUCCUCUUACCCUGUCCACAUCAUCACCGAUCAGACACUGGCAGAGGCCGCCCACGAGCUCACGACUAAUAAUCGCUUGCUACCUAGCGGGGGAUAUCUUGGCAUAGGCCUCUGUCGCCAGAAUCCGGUC
Messenger RNA from Pisolithus orientalis, 525 nucleotides. RefSeq lists its product as uncharacterized. NCBI's taxonomy places the organism in Eukaryota, Fungi, Basidiomycota, Agaricomycetes, Boletales, Pisolithaceae. The transcript is spliced from 2 exons. The annotation marks the transcript as partial. The record is from RefSeq and is a predicted model, not a curated record.